This is a messenger RNA of Fundulus heteroclitus (mummichog), 4285 nucleotides long. Its product is annotated as neurabin-2. Lineage: Eukaryota; Metazoa; Chordata; Actinopteri; Cyprinodontiformes; Fundulidae. The transcript is spliced from 10 exons. Gene Ontology annotation, biological process: calcium-mediated signaling; actin filament organization; neuron projection development. Gene Ontology annotation, molecular function: actin filament binding. Bases 464 to 2923 code for a protein of 819 amino acids. Gene Ontology annotation, cellular component: postsynaptic density; cytoplasm; actin cytoskeleton. The record is from RefSeq and is a predicted model, not a curated record.
UCUUGCAUGCAGCAGCAGCAGCAGUCUGCUGCUACAGGAGGACCAGAAAUCUGCAGCUCACAGAAUGAAGAGAUCAAAAUGAUGCUGCCUCCGAAGGGGGAUUAAACGUAAGCAAUCUGUCGUCGGUUUGGGGCUAAAUCCGCCGCUCAUCUCUGCGCCGUUCCUCCCGCGCAGAUAUUUGCAUGAUAACUGCAAAUAUCCGGGGUGGGGAGGGGAGGUUAAGGUUUGCAUCGGCGUGUCUGCAUGCGAGCUAAUGACAGAUGCAUCGUGCUCACUUUCUCUGACAAUUGCAGCGGAUGCAGGGAGGCCUUUGAUGCGAUCUGUUGUUUGUGUUUAGUCCGGGCUGGGCGCCACCUCGCUGGGGUCUGCCGCCGGGGCGCAGGGGAACAGAUUCUGGGAGUGGGGGGGAGCUCCGAGGGAGACAUGAGGUCGCUGAGCAUCCGUCGCGACGCCUGACCCGAUCAUGAUGAAGACCGAAUCCACAUCCAAGAGCACCGGCUCCACGCUCAGGAGCCCGUCGCCGCACAGGAACGCGUACGAGGCGGGGAUGCAGGCCCUGAAGCCGGUCAAAGACGGCGCGUCCAACGGGGACGUGCAGGAGGGCCCCCGGGGCCGCAGGUACGGCUCCAACGUGCACCGCAUCAAGAACAUGUUCCAGCAGAUGCAGACCACGACCGGGGGGGACGCGGAGGCGGACGACGGCGCCAGGACGGUGCGGCUGUCCCUGCCCAGAGCCGGCAGCCUGAACGAAAACGUGGACCACAGCGCGCUCCUCAAGCUCGGCUCCACCGUGUCCGAGCGCGUCAGCAAGUUCGACCCCAAAGCCGAGAACGGGCACCAGCGGGCCUCCUCGCCCAGCUACUCCAAGCUGCAGGAGACGCGCCGCAUCUUCGAGCAGCAGCAGCAGCAGGAGAAGCAGGAGAGGAUGGAGAAGCUGAGCACCACCAGGGUGCUGCUGAAGACCGACAAGGUCCCCGGCUUCCAGGACGGCAGGCUGGACAUGGUGUCUCGCUUCAACGGCAGCACGGAGUCCCUGGACAGCUUGGACACCAGCGAGGCCGUGUCCCCCACGGUGAGCCAGCUCAGCGCCGUGUUUGAGAGGGCCGCUGAGCUCCGGAACAACCUUCACCGGCUGUCCUCCACGCCCCCGCUCCCCACCAGGGGGGUCAGCGCCAAGGUGGGGGUGUUGAACUCAAAGAUAAUCACCAAGAGGGUCAGUGCCUUUGCGUCAGGCCACCAAGAGGAAGAGACGAGCAAUCAAAAGGGGAGAGAGGGGCCUCCCAGGGGCCUUAGAGGGAGGGUCACCCCCCCAUCCGAAGGGUUAAAUGGAGGCAAGAGUGCCGGCAAGUGCCCCCCGACUACUGAACAUUCAAGCAACGCAGGAGAACCCACCGAACAGAGAGAAAAAACAGUCGUAGAUGUUGGUGUGGAGGCCAAAGAGAUUGUCCAACAUGAAAACCUACCUAGGGCCAAGGGGCCAAACAGCACAACCCUGCAGGGCGACCCCCACGGGUCUGUGGAGAACGGAGAAGCCGGCGCAGAGGAGGAAAGUUCCCCAAAAACCGACCAGAAGCUCACACAGGAGGAGGAGAAGGAGGGCGAGGAGGACAGGACUCAGAGGGACGGCAAGUCGGACUAUGACCUCGCAAACAUCAGCACCUGCAGCACCAUGGGGGACGAUUAUGGAGAAAGUCAGAAGGAUGAAGAGGAGGAGGAGGAGGAGGAGGAGGAGGAGGCCGAUGAGCCCUACGAGCCUGAGUCCAGCUGCUUGGAGAUUCCCGGGCUGGCUGUGGAGGAGGACCCGCCCCCUUCCAGGAAGAUCCGUUUCAGCACAGAGCCAAUCAAGGUUUUUGCCACCUACCCAAACGAGGACUACGACAGGCGCAAUGAAGACGUGGACCCCAUGGCAGCGUCGGCAGAGUACGAGCUGGAGAAGAGGGUGGAGAGGCUGGACCUGUUUCCUGUGGAACUGGAGAAAGACGGAGACGGCUUGGGCAUCAGUAUUAUUGGGAUGGGCGCAGGGGCUGACAUGGGCCUGGAGAAACUGGGGAUCUUCGUGAAGACCGUGACAGAUGGAGGAGCAGCGCACAGGGACGGCAGGAUCCAGGUGAACGAUCUGAUCGUGGAGGUGGACGGGACCAGCUUGGUGGGAGUCACCCAAAGCUUUGCCGCCUCCGUACUCAGGAACACCUCAGGAACUGUCAAGUUUGUGAUUGGGCGAGAGAAGCCGGGCGAGCAGAGCGAAGUGGCCCAACUCAUUCAGCAGACCCUGGAGCAGGAGCGCUGGCAGAGGGAGAUGAUGGAGCAGCGCUACAACCAAUACAUGGACGAACAAGAGGGCGGCGAAUACGGCACGGAUGAGGAAGAGGAUGACGACGAGGAGGCCAGCCCGCCGUAUCCCAGCGCCAUCGAGGUGUUCGACUUGGCGGAGAACGAGGACAUGUCGCCUCUGGAGACGGACCCCGAGAAACUCGCCCACAAAUAUAAAGAGCUGCAGAUAAAGCAUGCUGUGACCCAGGCGGAGAUCCAGCAGCUCAAGAGAAAGCUGCACCAUGCGGAGCAGGAGAAGCAGCGCUGGCGUAUGGACAAGGCCCAGCUGGAGCAGACUCUGCAGGACAACAAAGAGCGAAUGGAGAAGCUGGAGGGCUACUGGAUGGAGGCUCAGAGCCUGUGCCAGGCCGUGGAUGAGCACCUGAAGGAGACGCAGGCCCAGUAUCAGGCCCUGGAGCGCAAAUACAGCAAAGCCAAGCGGCUGAUCAAGGAAUAUCAGCAGAAGGAGAUCGAGUACCUAAAAAAGGAGACGGAGCGUUGCGCGCAGGUCGGAGCCGAGGCGUCUCUCCUGAAAGAGGAGUCGGGGCAGCUUCAGGAGCAGGUGGCUGACCUGGAGGUUAGGGUGGAGGAGCUUAAAUCUGAUCCCUUGUAAAAGCCUUUUUUCCCCCACACUCCAUGAUGAACUCUACCUGACGAUAUGAACUGCAGGGUAUCUUUUGUCUCCAACGUGAGCCUGGUCCCACACUCUUGUGUCCUCAGGCCUUGUGUUUUUGGCCAUUUAACCUUUUUAACCGUGUUUUUUUUUUGUUAAUGUUUAUUGAAACGAUAAAUUGCCACAAACAGACUCUGUCGAGCUCUAAAUGUACCUUUCCUUUGUUUUAAUUUCAGUAUUUCUUCCCCCCUCAUUUUACUUUUACUUGCCAAAAACGAAACCCUUUUCUUUGGUUUAUCCGGUUUUGUGACCAUUUAUUUUUCUUUUUUUCCAGUUUUUGUACAGAUGUGACAGCGUGUUUUCAGUUUGGUUUGUAAAAAAAUUUGAAUGUGGAUAACAUUUAACAUAAUAUAAGCCGAGAUCGGAGGGUUGUUGUAUAUUUUACGUGAUAAGGACGUGGGAAAAAGAAAAGGAAUAAUAAAAAAAAAAAAAGACAGGAGAUUGCACUGAAAAGGGACAGCACGGCGUGGUGAAGAGAACGGGAACAGAUGGGACGGGAUUUCGUAGUAACAGUAACCUCCUUUUUAAGGGUCUCGUUACCUAACCUUGCUGCCUACCUUCCAGAAGUGUUUGUGUAUUUUCUACACACUGAAAACCCACCGACAAGCAUUCAUUCCUCUGGUUUCAUCCCUCGAGUCUCCAGAAACAAUGGACCACAAGAAUCAAACCUGCAACCUCUGUACCACAAGGAACAACGGAUCCGUUUUUUCCCCCCACCUCCCCUUUCAAAUGGCUGUUGUCAAGGACAUGUGUAACAGGAACUACAGGACUCCCCGACACACCAACCUUUACUGGACUGGGGAAAAACGUCGGGUCCUCUUUUUCAAAGCCGUUACCAGCAGCGAAAGUUUUCGUCUCGAGCCAGCAGCUGCACUUGACACCGCCGCGUGUAGCCCGCGGGGAAAAAAAAACGAAACAAAAACACAAACAACACACUGCCAGGUUUCUUACCUGUUUCGGUUUAUGCACAGUUUAAAAAGCAAGUCACCUGUCAUCGCAGUAUGUUUGUAUAGUUCAGGUCUGACUUCGAUAUUUUCAAUUUGCGUAAUAUUUAUAAUGUAGUCAAGGAAAAAAAAACACAAAAAAACAAAAAGCAAAGUAAAAAGGUAAUCGAAUAGACAAAGCUGUACUGCGUCAUGUUAAAAACAAGUAGUAGAUCAGGGUGGUUAUUGAAACAAACUCUUAGGAUUACUUAAUGAAAAAAAAAAACAGGCAUGGUUAUGACUAUUUUCAUAAUUAUUAAGGCUUGUACAGUGCACACGCUUUGCAUUGUAUGUUUUGUGGAAUAAAUGGUCAACAGUG